AUGUUCCUGCCCGUGGCUUGCCGGCAGGUAUCUCUCGACUUGCAAGCAGUUGAGCGUGCGCUGCCAGAGCAGGACAUCUUCAGAGCAGCCUCCCCAUCCAAGUCGCCCCGCCUUGCGCAUUGUGCACGUGGACAUCGCUUGAGGGCUGGCCUGGCAUGCGCUGUGCUCUCGGCCACCGCGAGCUGCCUGUCUGGGAUCGUGGCUUUCAGCACGUGGGAGCCAACGACGAUUCAGCAACAGCCGAGCCAUCGCAACCACCCCUCCAGCUUUGCCGUUGUGCUAGACGCAGGAAGCACCGGGACGCGGGUGCACGUCUACUGUUUUGCCAGAGGCGGCGUUUGUUCCUUUGGCAGCGAAGUGGUGAGGAAGACACAACCCGGCCUCAGUUCCUGCACGGAGCCGGCUUGCCUGUCGACCCUCCUGCUGCCACUCCUAGACGAAGUGACUCUCAGAGUGCCUCACGAUCUGCUGUCCACAACCCCACUUGCCGUUCGGGCAACGGCAGGCUUUCGCCUUCUGAGCUCUUCUCAAGUCGACUUCCUCCUGGAUGGAAUUCAGACGCUUGUGCGGCAGUAUUCGCUGCUGAACUCCACGGUUGAGGUGAUGAGUGGGGUGGACGAGGGCUGCUUUCAAUGGAUUGCCGUCAACAGUUUGCUCGGGGCCUUUGAAGCUGCAGGUGCACCAGCUGCAGUUUUCGAGUUGGGUGGCGCGUCCGCGCAGAUGACGUAUGCAGUCCAACCCUUCCGGCUUGCGAAAGUCAGCCAAGACCUUCAAGCCGCUUACAUCCGCGAGCUUUAUCCUCCAGGCUCGACAGACUCCAUUCCGAUCUACCAGCAUAGCUACCUGGGCUACGGGAUCCUGGCCAUCCGAACGAAGUUGUUCCAGGAGGCUAUCUCGCUCCAAGUGUCCGAUGCAAACCCCUGUCUACCCACGUCCCACAUCAUGGAGUAUACCUCCAAGGAAGGCACAUUCAAAGGCCGCGGCGCCGCGGACCAAGACAGAUGUGCGGAGCUCUUCAGGAGGAUCCUACAGCCCGGCCGAUCGUGUUCACAGGAGACCGCCCCGGAAGACGUGCACUGCGCCUUUGCAGGAGCUUGGCCUGGUCCAGGCUACAAGUCUUCCCUGGCUACCGGUGGCCGGCCAAAGCUUGUGGCCUGCUCCUUCUUCUUCUGGUGCCUGCAGGAUGUCGGCAUCAUUCCCGCAAAUGCGUCGAAUGCGGAAGUCACGCCUCAGGUGUACUUCGAACAGGCGCAGAAGGCAUGCAGCCUGUCGGCCACGGAGCUGGACACAGCUUAUCCAGGCUUGAGCGCUGAGCGGGCUUCCUGGCUAUGCUCUGAAAUAACCUACGUCUACGUCCUGUUGACCUUUGGCUUCGGUGUUGAGGCAGACGCCAACAUGAUGGUCCUAAAGGAAAUGGAUGGCCCUGCUGGCCGCUUUGCGGCUAGUUGGACUCUUGGACUUGCCCUCGAAAUCUCGCGGGGCCGGAUGAGGCCGCCGCCCUGA
Symbiodinium pilosum is the source of this 1503-nucleotide messenger RNA. NCBI's taxonomy places the organism in Eukaryota, Dinophyceae, Suessiales, Symbiodiniaceae. The record is from the annotation of a GenBank genome assembly.